AAACCCCUACCCAAAACCCAAACCCCUCCUCCAUCCCCUUCAAUCCGAAUACGCCCGACGGCCCGAGAAAGAUCCAGACCCUAGGGUGUCUCUGAAACUCGCUAGGGUUCUUCCCUCUUCUCCCAUGGCCUCCUUCGUCGCCAUCCAUCGUGCCGGUAACUCCAUGCUCGCCGUCACCCUCUCCAAGGUCCGCCUCCCCCUCCUCUCCUAUCCUGUCCUCCUCAAAACCUUAAAGCUCUCUCCUUUCCCCUCGCGAGCCCUCGCUGCCCGAUGCCUGUCCACCUCAUCAGCUGCCCCUAACUUCCAGCGGCCGCCGCCUUCCGACCCCCGUGCCUUCCCCCACGACCGCAGCCCUAAACCUGGCCAUUGGCCCCCUCAGAACCACGAGCGGCCCCCAUUCAACCACCGUCUCCCCGUCGAUAAUCGCCCUCCCAUGGACUACGGCCGCCCCCCCGUCAACGGCCCGCCGCCUCCGGCUGCUCCCGCCGCCGCCCCUCCUCCAGGUCCGAUCGAUCUCAUGGCCCUCUGUAGAGAGGGGAAGGUCAAGGAGGCCGUCGAGUUCUUGAGCCAGGGCGUCCGCCCCGACCCCCCGACCUUCUUCGCCCUUGUCGCCUCCUGCUCCGACCCAAAGCUUCUUGAAGAACUGAAGAAGAUCCACGAGUUCUUCAUCCGAUCCCCCUUCCGUGCUGACCUUCAGAUCAAUAACAAGCUGCUGGAGAUGUACGCAAAGUGCGGGAGCAUGAACGAUGCCCGUCGAGUGUUCGACGGAAUGCCUGACCGGAAUAUGGACUCGUGGCAUCUAAUGAUUGAUGGUUAUGCAUCAAAUGCGCAGGGUGAUGAUGGAUUGCAGAUGUUCGAACAGAUGAGGAGAGUGGGGGUGCGCCCUGAUAGCCGGACCUUUCUUGUGGUCUUGGCUGCUUGUGCUAGUGCUGAAGCAGUUGAGGAGGGAUUCAUACAUUUCGAUUCCAUGCAUAAAGAGUAUGGGAUUGCCCCUGGAAUUGAGCACUACAUUGGGAUAAUUGAAGUGCUUGGGAAGUCAGGACACCUCAAUGAGGCAGUAGAAUUCAUUGAUAAGUUGCCUUUUGAUCCACCAGCAGCCAUUUGGGAGGCACUGAAGAAUUUAGCCCGAACACAGGGGGAUGUUGAUCUUGAGGACCAGGUUGAGGAGCUUUUGAUUUCUAUAGAUCCAUCCAAGGUGAACCCUGAAAAGAUCCCCACACCGCCAGCUAAGAGAAGGCCUGGUAUCAACAUGCUCGAUGGAAGGAACAAGUUGGGGGAGUACCGUUUGCCUCCGAAGAUUGAGAAGAAGCCAGUGAAGGAGCAAGUCUAUGUGCCAGACACGAGAUAUGUGCUUCAUGAUAUCGAUCAGGAGGCCAAGGAACAGGCUUUGCUUUACCACAGCGAGAGGUUGGCAAUUGCUUAUGGGCUAAUCAGCACACCUGCAAGGACACCACUUAGGAUCAUUAAGAACCUUAGAAUAUGCGGUGACUGCCACAAUGCGAUUAAGAUCAUGUCAAAGAUUGUUGGGAGGGAACUUAUUGUUAGGGACAACAAGCGGUUCCAUCACUUCAAGGAUGGAAAGUGCUCCUGUGGAGAUUACUGGUGAAGUUGCUACCUCCUUGAAGAGUAUGGGAAUGAACCUUCCUUCCUUGGAUUUGCCAACUUAAUGCUUAAAUAGAUGCCAUGUUUCUUGCAGUGCUAAGGGUAACCAUUUGAUCAUCAUUAGAAGAUGAAUUUGCGGUUAUUGUUCGCUGCAUUUGGUUGUAGAUCGCUUGUACUGAAAUUCUAUUUUCGUACUGAUAGGUUUAAAGGUACUUGCUUAUUGAAUUGAAUGUGAAAACAAUAACUAUUUAAUAUUGUCUUGCCCUUGUAUAAUAUAAUAGUCGUAUUUCCUAUCUGAUGAAACCAUGCUAGAUAAGGGCUCUUGGAUAUUUUCUUUA
Molecule: messenger RNA, 1940 nt
Organism: Phoenix dactylifera (date palm)
Lineage: Eukaryota; Viridiplantae; Streptophyta; Magnoliopsida; Arecales; Arecaceae
Product: pentatricopeptide repeat-containing protein At2g15690, mitochondrial
Biological process (GO): RNA modification
Molecular function (GO): RNA binding; zinc ion binding; protein binding
Source: RefSeq, a predicted model, not a curated record